Molecule: messenger RNA, 822 nt
Organism: Neohortaea acidophila
Lineage: Eukaryota; Fungi; Ascomycota; Dothideomycetes; Mycosphaerellales; Teratosphaeriaceae
Product: dephospho-CoA kinase-domain-containing protein
Exons: 1
Coding region: 1-822 (273 amino acids)
Biological process (GO): coenzyme A biosynthetic process
Molecular function (GO): ATP binding; dephospho-CoA kinase activity
Source: RefSeq, a predicted model, not a curated record
AUGCUCCUCCUCGGCCUCACCGGCAGCAUCGCAACCGGCAAAUCCACCGUCUCCCAAAUCCUCUCCUCCCCACCCUACAAUCUCCCCAUCGUCGACGCCGACAAAGUCGCCCGCCAGGUCGUCGAGCCCGGCACAGCAGGCUACCAAAAGAUCGUCGACCACUUCGGCCCCUCCACCCCCGACCUCCUCGUAGAAGCGACGCCCAACAAUGGCGGCGAGCACGGGCACAACGGCAAAGGCAGACCACUGAAUCGCCCCGCUCUCGGCCGUAGAGUGUUCGGCGAGGGCAAAGACAGCGAUCGCAAAGUGCUGAAUGGCAUUGUGCACCCUGCUGUGCGGAAGGAGAUGUACCGUCAGAUGCUGCUGGCGUACCUACGGGGAAACUGGGCGGUGGUGUUGGAUGUUCCGCUGCUGUUUGAGAGCGGGUGGGAGCCGAUGUGUGGGACGAUUAUGGUGGUCGCUGUCAGUGAGCCGGAGAUUCAGAUGAAGCGGUUGAGGGAGCGGGACGAACAUUUGACCGAGGAGGAUGCGAAGAAUCGCGUGGCGGCGCAGUGGGAUGUGCGGGACAAGGCGAAGAAGUGUCUUUCUCGGGGAGAGCGGGCGGGAGUCGUGGUGUGGAAUGAUGGGGACAAAGCAGCGCUGAAGAAGGAGAUUGAUCGUGUCAUGACGGUGGUGAGGAAGGGCAGUCCGCCGUGGUGGGGCUGGUUGCUGUUGUUGUGUCCGCCGCUUGCUGCGCUCACCGGCACUUGGAGUUAUGUGAGGAUGUGGUGGAUCAAGAGGCAGUGGGAGGGGAAUGAGAAGAAGCAAAAGGCCAAGUUGUGA